GAACGUCAACAUCUGAAAUCAGAAAUUAUUAAAGAUUUUAGUGGGUGGGCUAGUCUAAGCAAUUAAUGUUAAAUUCAUGAUGAUUUUAACCCCAUGGGCAGUAGUAGCUUUCAUCAAUAAAUACAUGUCAAAGUUUUUGAUGUUACAAGCUAUUGCAACUUUCUCGCUGUAGUAUGUUUUGAAAUAUUAUUUAUUUUUCCAGGGAAUUUCCUAGUGAUCAUGUCAUCUCGAAUGGAUUUGAUGGAUCUUGCUCGCCAUUUAAGGCAAGAAUCACUCUUUGUGUCAUCUGAGAAACAAAAUUUGCAACAUUUAAAUGAAAAAGUUUUAAAAACAGCAGAAAAUUUGUAUCAUCUCUCAUGGAUAGCUCGACAACAGCGCUUGACACUGGACAGCCUCUUACUGUCACAUUCUGAUACAAAUUUGGCAGCUUGUUGUCAUAGAUCAAAUAUCCUGGAGACUGCUAAUUUUAUUGACUCUUACAAACAACUUGGUGUACAUGAUUGUAGUUAUUCUGAAUUCCUUCAACAGUUUAGGGAAAACCCUAAAAUUGUGGCUGCUUGCCUUAAUCAAGGUGAAAAAAUAGAUUUAAAUACCAUGCAUAAUGUGGUAAAUAUAAUAAUGGCUGCAAUAUAUGGAAAUUGCAUUUUACCUGAGGAUGAAAUACAUGCUUUGAUUCUGCUUAAAGAGCUUAUGUCAUUACAACUUGCAGUGAGUGAUAAUCCUAGGAGAUUGCUUCGUCAUGGUUCUUGUGCUUUUAGCCGAGUUUAUAAAAUAUUUAAUGAAUGUCUUUUUAGUGCAAAAAUUUUUCUUACAGCUGCCCUUCACGAGCCUAUAAUGCACUUGCUAAUGGCUGAUGAUUUAUUUUUAGACAUAGAUCCCAGCAAAGCAGCUGUUAGAUUUCAUCCUCAAGAAAGAUUACGCCAUUUUGGUAAGGAGGGAACACCAGAGUAUUCUGCUUCUCUACAACGUUAUCGCAAUUGGACUAUCAGUAAACUUGUUAAUAUUACCAAUCGUUUCAUCGAGGAAAUACGCAACAAUUUGUAUUGUUUUCCACAAAGCCUUUCAUGGCUUACACGCCAAAUGUACAAUAUAAUAAUGAAAGCUAAAAGAGUUGAAGUUAGAGAAGUUGGAGCUAUGUGUGCAGAUCUUGUAUUUGCUUUUUUCAUCUGUCCAGCAAUUGUUGAUCCUGAAUCUUAUGGAAUUACAGAUAUUCCAAUUAGUUAUAUUGCACGUUUCAAUUUGAUGCAAGUCGCUCAGAUUCUUCAGGUAUUAGCCAUGUCCAAAUGGGAAGAAAUAGACCCUAAACUUAUGGAUUUGUAUGGGAAAUUUGAGAAGGAUUGUAUGUCAUCAUUACUGGAUUUGAUUUUGGAAGGUAGUGCAAGUGAUUCUCCUGCUGACCUUGUGAAUCAGUUUCAGGAUCUUAAUAGAUCAGCAGUUCUUAUAACAGAGUCUGAACUUAUGUCUCUGGUUUCAUUUCUCAGGUCUGUCGAAGCUGGAACUUCAGAUCCUGUACUAAAAAAGACGCUUAAUUCAAUGAUUAAUCAUCUUCCUCAUGUUAGUGUCCCUACUACUAUGCAAAAUGGAAACCUUGGCACUUGUUCAUCAUCUGUAAAUUCAAAUGACAAUCAACCACAAACACCUUCAUCUAAACGAAGUUUUCUUGGUAAAGUUAGCAGGAAAAGUUCAAAGCUGCCGAGUAGCAUGUUGAUGAAUUCGGAUAAUCAUGUGGAUGAAAUGAAUGGCAUACAAGAAAUGGAUUCUUCUGCAGCAGCUAAAACACAGUUAGAAGAUGUGUUAGUGGUACCAAUUCUUGGUAUUGACUUUGAUUGCCCUGGUUUAUUGAAUGAGGAUAAGGUAUUGGCCAUAGAAUCUCAGAAAAAAAAACAGUCUCUUGAAAAUGGUAGCUUGUUGGGAGAAGAGGCUGAUACAAUGAGUGUUGGGCCUGAAAUUAUUGAGAAAAGGACUAGAUUUUCUCUUUCUCAAGAUCAAGAAUCUGUUGGAACUAGUGAUAACUUGGAAGCUAUUUCUGAAGCUGCAUCUAAUCAUUCAGUAGCAUCUUCGCUUGAUUUGGAAAAUGAAAAUGAAAAUGAUAAUCUUUCUGAUAUGGUUUCUGCAAACGUCAGUGGCCGUGGAACACCAAAUGUGAGUGGACGUGAUACUCCUUCAUCACAGCUUGAAGAAGAAGAGCCAAGUGAACAAAGACCUCUUGAUUUGAUGGCUCCAACAAGAAAGCAGAAUCAGGAGGAUAUUGAAGACAAAUUUGGAAAAUUUGAAAUACAGCCUAUGAUGGAAGGAGAUGAGACUAAAUCAAUGGUCAGUGACACCUGGAGUACAGAUGUCCUUGCAAGUGACUCUGAAACAGUCGAACAGUCUGACAUAUCAUCACAAGUUACUUUAGAAUCACAGAGUUGUUUGGAUCGAGCUCUACUAGACACUUCAGAGACAGCUAGCCAAAGUGAUGCAUGGAGCACAGAUGUCUUAGCUUCAGAUACAGAACGACUACAGGAUGUUGAUACUGAUGAUACUGCUAGUGUUGCUCGCUCUGAUGAUACUGCACGAUCUGAAGUGGAUGGUGAAAUGGCACAAAAUGUUGAUGAUGCUCAAAUAGAUAGGAAGGACCUUUUGGAUUCUGAUAAUCAGUUUUUAUGUGAUGCGUAUGGAUCAGCAGCUGAAAAUCAAAGCUUUUUGUCAUGCACUGAUAGCUAUGCUGGAGAUCUUGCCAGCCUUAAAGCAAAUUUUUCUUGCUUUUCUGGUAUGAAUGAAGACAGGCCAGUGUUUGUGGAAGGAGACUUGAAAAUGAAUGACAAAACUAGUAUGUAUGAUUCUGAAGAUUCUUGCUUUAAGGUUCCGGACUUAUUAUGUAUGGAUGUAGGAAGCAACUGUGAUAUUCCACCUCUGGAACCAAAUGACAGCCAGCAGUCACAAGAGGAGAGCUUGAGUAGUAUGCAGAGCUUAGGUCGUGUCAGCUUGGCUGUGAGAGAACUGCCAGAUGUUGGUGAUCAGGAUUCUGGAGUUAUGCUGUUAGAUUCAUUACAAGAGACUGUGCAAAAUACACAACAAGCACACAGGUCUAGCAUUGUUGAUAUACUCUCUUUAGAUCUUACUCGUACAUUAAAUCUUCCUACCACAGCGUGUGCUGCAGUGGAUCCACUUAAAAAAUCUGAAUCUGGCAGCAGUUUGAUGGAUUUUGAAAGAGAAGUGUUUGGCAACAAAGAUUCUUCUCAGAGAUCAUCUGAUUCAGGUAAUGAUUCUUUGCGAACUGCAAGAAAUUCUAUUGGAGAGAGGGGCGCUAAGAGAAAACUUCAAGAAUUUAGUGCUGAAGAUGUGUGUCCCCAGUUUAGAGCAGUUACUUUAUCUGGCAACAGUAGCACUCAAAAUGCAACUGAAAACUCUCGUCCACUAACUCAUUGUGGGUCUGGAUUAAGUGAAAGUUCAGAUGCAUAUAAUUCUCGUCAUAUGAAAGCCAAUUCAGUGCCGAUAGCAGUAGGAGCUAUACCUAAAUCAAUAAGCUUUCAUAAGAGUACAGAAGAUAUGGAACAGGAAAUGGAUGAUAAAGUUGGAACCCACAAGAAAGGUCUUUUUAAACUUUCUAGUUUUAGGCUGACAUUUAAAAGUCGAAAUAGAAAAUCUCAUCUAGCAUUUAAAUCAGAUAGUGAAAAAGAUAAUCUUCAUGAUGUUGACGGAAGAAUUGGUAGCAGGCAGUCACAAAGCCUAUAUGCUGAAGGGAGAGCAUUGCAACUUGAAGCUGGGGAUGAAAUACUUGCUAAGUAUCGCAAAAAAUCUCCAGUUGUUGCUGCCAACUCUACGCAAAAAUCUUCCAAUUCAGAAUUCUCUGAAACAUUGAGCAAUGUUUCUGACAGUGUUAUCAUAGAUGGAAGUCCUCAUAACUUUGAGCCAGUAAAUUUAGAUACUGCGGUAGUUUUUUCUGAUGCCAAGCGUAAAUUGAGAUUAGUACUUGGUUCAGCUGACUUGCAGACAUUGCCAUGGCUUAGCCAUUCUCGUGGACGUUCCAUUUCUGGUGCCUUGCAGAGAUUACAAGAAAAUGAAUUAGUUGCUUUUCUUAAAGUCCUUCUUGCAGAAGCUAUUAAUCUCCAGCAAAGACCUUUGAUGGCUCAUUUACAUGAAGCCCUCCGAUGUGUUCGUCAGUUUGAUGAUGUUGGGUGCCAAAAGCUAUUCAAAUCAUUAAGAGAUGAUUAUCGAAAACGUGCCCCUUAUAUUGCUUACUUAGUUAGAUGUCGUCAAGGCCUAUUAUCAACAUUAUCUCAUCUGGAAACUUUAACAGAGAGAGUUGAAAGAGAUAAACAAGUUUGUGCACAGUAUUUGGUGAUGACAUGUGUGAGAAUAUUCCUUGAGAAGCAUGAUCGUUAUUUGCAGCAUUUUGUGAGAAAAUUUCAAGAACUUGUGGUAGCUGAUGAAAAGGCUAUCUUAGUUGAAAACUUUUUGAAUCUUCUCUUCAGCUAUGUACAAAAUGAUCCUAUGUGGCAGACUGCAAAUGAAAUUCAAAUAGAGCAGGCUAAAGCUGUUAUUGAGCAUUCAGUCAUGAGCAAAAUAUAUACUUUCGCUCUUCAUCCAAAUGGAGAUGGUGAUGUCUUGCGAGAUAAGGUUCUCCAUGAGCAUAUGCAGAAAUUAUCACAAGUUAUUACACCCAAUCAUAAGGACUUGAGAAUACCAAAGAUUUAUCAUUCUGAGUGUCCGUGGCCAUCAGCACAAGCUGAGCUUGUUAACAUAAAUGCUUAUAAAACACCCCGGGAUAAAAUCCAGUGUGUCCUUCGAUGCUGCAGCACAAUCAUGAACCUUCUCAGCAUGGCCAGUGAGAAAUCAGUUCCAGCUGCUGAUGAUCUCAUGCCUGUUCUUGUGUAUGUGCUUAUCAAGGCCAAUCCUCCUCACCUUCUUUCGACGGUUCAGUAUGUAAAUACUUUCUUUGAGAAACAAUUAGAAGGGGAAGAGGCAUAUUGGUGGACUCAAUUUGCAUCAGGAGUAGAGUUCAUUAAGAAUAUGGACUAUUAAUCAGAUGUUAUUUUUUAGAUAAUCUUCAUGUGAGAGCAAUUCUGGCUUUAGAAGUGAAAUAAUUCUAUAGGAAUUUUCAUAAUCUCAUGCAAGUAUGAUGUAUAAAUAUUAAAAAAAUGUGAUAUGAAAUGUGUUCUGUUGGCCAGGAUAUAUUAACAUUGGACAGAAAAUACCCAAUGAUUUACAUAUUUAUGAAUACUUUUAUUGCUUGAGAUUUUUGUAAUUAUUUAAUCAUUUUAUUAGAAAAUUUAGAUGUAUGAAAAAAGUAUAAUUGAAGGAAUUCUGUUUCUGUUAUCAGAGCUGCAUAUAAUUUUAAAUUUCCGUAUGUUUUUCAAGCAUAAGUUGGUAUCUAUGAUGUUUAAACUAAGCAUCUACUAAAAAUUAGUUCUGACUGUUGAGUAGUAAGAAAAAUUCCUUCUCUAAAUCAGCAUGUUGCAUUAUUUUUAGUAUCAGUUUUUAAGUGCUCUGAUUUUUUUGUUUUGUUUGUCUAAUUAUAUUAGCUUAAUGAUAAGUGCUACCAUAUAUGGCUUGUUUACAAAAUUUUGUAUAGUGUUAUUUAAAAAUUAAAGUUUAAAAUUUAAAUUUUCUCUUUCAAAAAUUAAAUAUAAUAGAGUUAAUGAAAUAUGAAAUUGAGAAUUAAGCAUUUCUUUAAAAUUUUAGGGCAAUAAUUUUACUAUAAUUCUGAUUUAUUACAUUUCUACAAAACUCUUACCCUCCUUUCUUAAUUCUGAAAGUAAAAUCAACCAUAAUUCUUUUUAAAAAUGAAGUUUUAUACACAUGCUUGUAUAUAUACAUAUAAUAUUAUUUGUACAAAGUUUUUAUUGAAAAUAUGUUUUUAAAGAAUUGAGAUUUAUGCCCAUGUGUAUUUUUUCCCUAUAAUAGUUUUAUAUGUUAUAUUUAAUAUUAUGAUGAUUAGUUAUUAUAUGAUUUUUGACCUAAAAUAAGAUUAGAUGAGUUAUAAAUAUAUAAGAAAUUUUAAUAUAAGUAUUAAUCUGUCUUAAUUUAAAAUAUAGGGUAUUCUCUAAUACUUGCACAUCUCAGGUGCAUAUUUCCUUUUCUGAGAGAUAAAGUUUUAUGCAAAUGAUUACCGUGAUGUAAUAAACUGCUCCCAAAAAGUGAUUUGAUUUUUUUUUUUUUUUUUUUUUUUUUUUUUUAGGUCUGUGUUAUAUGUGCUAAUCUUUGUAUUUUUAUAAUAUGAGUGAAAUGUCAUGUUAGUGUUGAAAAUUAAAUGUAUAUAUAUAUAUGUAAAUAAUCUGCUGUCUAACCAAAAGGUUAUUAUUUUCUUGUUAGGUGAUUAUUUCCAAAAUACUUCUUUUAUGAGAUUUGAAAUUUGUUAAUCAAGUUGAUUAUAUUAUGUAUUUUACUUGUAUGUGAUUGGUCAUUAAAAAUUAUCAGGAAAUUAAAUUGAAAGCAGCUAAAGUGUGCGUUAGAAUAUGAGUGGAAAAUUUUUAUAUUGUGUAUAUUUUAAUACUUUUAAUUUAAUUAUAUAUUUCUUAAUCAUAUAUACAAAAAUAUAUUUAUGAAUUGUAAUCAAUUAUUUCUGAGUUUAUUAAAUUAACACCUGUAUGUACAAAAUAUUGUAAUUUAGUUUAACAUGUCAAAGGAAAAGAGAAAUAAAUUUGUACAUUUAUUGGUCAAUCUAGAUCACUGGUAUUCUGAAAUGAGAUUACAAAAAAAAAAAAAAAAAAAAAAAAAAAAAAA
This is a messenger RNA of Stegodyphus dumicola, 6708 nucleotides long. RefSeq names its product GTPase activating protein and VPS9 domains 1 (gene Gapvd1). Gene Ontology annotation, biological process: vesicle-mediated transport; regulation of GTPase activity. NCBI's taxonomy places the organism in Eukaryota, Metazoa, Arthropoda, Arachnida, Araneae, Eresidae. Gene Ontology annotation, molecular function: guanyl-nucleotide exchange factor activity; small GTPase binding. The record is from RefSeq and is a predicted model, not a curated record. Gene Ontology annotation, cellular component: cytosol; endocytic vesicle.